Lobosporangium transversale is the source of this 2112-nucleotide messenger RNA. RefSeq lists its product as hypothetical. Gene Ontology annotation, molecular function: protein binding. Gene Ontology annotation, biological process: mRNA 5'-splice site recognition; RNA processing. The transcript is spliced from 9 exons. The record is from RefSeq and is a predicted model, not a curated record. Gene Ontology annotation, cellular component: U1 snRNP; U2-type prespliceosome; commitment complex. Bases 1 to 2112 code for a protein of 703 amino acids. Lineage: Eukaryota; Fungi; Mortierellomycota; Mortierellomycetes; Mortierellales; Mortierellaceae.
AUGGAGAGCGCUGAAGUCAAAACAAGCAAUGUCGAGCAGCAACUUGAGCAGCAGCAAUCCGAGCAGCGAUCAGAACAGCAAUCAGAGCAGCAGCAGCAGGAACAAGGAGACGUCGCAGAGGAGCCAGCUUCCGUAGCUGAACCGCCAACUACUACACCUAGUGGAGCUCCUAUGCCUACGACAACAGAUCCCACUAUGAUCGAGGCAUGGGAUCGCUGUUGGGCUAUAGUCAAAGCCACACCCUCUGAGUUUGAUACUUGGGAAGAGCUCAUGCGCCUUGCAGAUCGACAAGACGGUGGAUUUGGCCCAGAGGCACCUCCAGCCAACAUCAAAAAUAUCAGAACGAUUUACGAUGCUUUUUUGAGUCAAUUUCCGCUUUGCUUUGGCUAUUGGAAAAAAUAUUCAGACCUUGAGUUUUUAUCACGUGGAGUUGAAGGCGCCAUUGAGAUUUUUGAACGGGGUAUUACAAGCAUCUCCAAUUCUGUCGACCUUUGGGUUCAAUAUUGCUCGUUUGUUAUGGAGCAAAAGCCAGAUGAUACGGAUGCUAUUGAACGAUUAUUUGAACGUGGAGCGGAAGCCGUUGGGAUGGACUUUAUGCCUCAUGUGUUCUGGGACAAGUACAUAGCUUUUUAUGAGGAGAGGCAGGAAUAUACCAAAUUGCCUGCACUAAUGGAGCGUAUCAUCAGGAUUCCUAUGCACCAAUACGCUCGAUUUUAUCAGCAAUAUGUCCAGCUUUUAUCAUCGCGACCGCUGAAAGAGUUGAUUUCGGAAGAGUUAUACAAUAGAUAUAAAGCUCAGCUAACAAAUUCCAAAGUUAAUGCAGAAGGGGACCAAAAUCAUGAAGCAACAGCGACAGUAGAAGAGAAGUCACAGGAGCAGCUUGAGACGGAAAUACGUCAACUGAUUAUGGAAGAAAGCGCGAAAGUGCAUGCUAACACAGCCGAAGAGACGAACAAGAGAUGGCCAUUUGAGGCAGAGAUUAAACGUCCUUACUUCCAUGUUAAACCGAUGGAUAUGCCGCAGUUGGCAAACUGGCGUCGCUAUCUAGAUUUCGAGGAAGCUGAGGGCAAUGUAGAGCGUAUCCGUAUUCUUUAUGAGCGCUGCCUUGUCACCUGUGCAUUAUACGAGGAAUUCUGGCUGCGCUAUGGCACCUGGGCACGGUCUCAAAAUGACUUGGAGGCCCUUCAAACCAUUUAUUCAAGAGCGGCACUGAUGGUCCCUCCUUCUAAUCCAUCAGUCCGCCUCACAUUGGCGCUUGUUGAGGAGGAACGAGGUGAUACAGUAGCAGCGCGUCGACAAUAUCAAACUAUCCUAGAAAAUCUGCCUGGACACAUCGAAACCAUCGUUCGUUUUGCUAAUUUUGAAAGAAGAAUAUCACCUCAGGACCUUGCAGCAGCCGAGGUGGUCUAUGCAUCUCAAUUGGGGCUAGAAAAUGUGGACGAGGUUACUCAGAUGGCCAUAGUGACAUUGUACGCUAAAUUUCUAUGGCAGGUCAAAAAAGAUGUGGGCGCUGCACGGGCCAUUUUUAAGACUGGCGAAGGAAAAUUUGACAGUCGAUUUUAUUUUUCGACCUAUCUAAAGUUUGAGAUGGAUCAGCCUGGCGAUGACUACGAGAAACGUGUGUCAGCAGUUUUUGAACAAGCUCGGUACUCUGGUUUACCCGAGUCUAUUAAGAACGAUUUCGGGCAAAGUUAUCUCGACUUCGUUAUGGAAUUUGGAUCAUCGGCAGCAAGGUACAACCAAUUGGAGGCAGAUGUCAAAACACCUUCAGUAUUUGUGGUUGAGUCUAAGAAGCGUGCUGCUGCUGCUGAGCAGGCAGAUGAAGUGGAGAGAGCUAGGAAACAGGCCAAGCAGGAGGACGUUACAAUGGGUUCAUCAAGCUCGGAUGCACUUAAUCCUGGUGUCAUCAAUGGUGCAGUUACGACUAUUGUAUCAGUACCUCAGGAUCCAACAGUAGCUGCAGUAGCAGCUGCAGCCUAUGGCCAACAGCCACAAUGGAAUGCUCAGACAGGAGCAUAUGGCUAUCCAACACCGGGGUAUCCGUACGGAGCGGUGCCAGCUCAGGGUGGUACUCCAUGGGACUAUGGAUCUCAUGCGGGCGGGACGUAUUAG